This is a messenger RNA of Exaiptasia diaphana, 3864 nucleotides long. Its product is annotated as GATOR complex protein WDR24-like. The record is from RefSeq and is a predicted model, not a curated record. The transcript has 25 exons. Lineage: Eukaryota; Metazoa; Cnidaria; Anthozoa; Actiniaria; Aiptasiidae. Gene Ontology annotation, biological process: positive regulation of TOR signaling. Gene Ontology annotation, molecular function: protein binding.
ACCUCGAUGUCGUGGGAGGUCGUGGAACGUCCAUCGUCAGAAGAAAUGGCAAAGAUCCAUGAAAGAGGUAUAACUGGAGUGCCAUCCAAAACCACAUAUUUUACAGUAGAUGGACCAAUAAAUGCAUUUUCCUCCUCUAAAGAUGGUUCCCAAAUAGCUGUAGCUGGAAGAAGUGUUUUCAAGGUCAUUACCUUAGAYGAAGACAAGUUUCAAGAGAAAGUCAAUCUUCGAGUUGGAAGAAUUAAUUUAAAUUUUAGUAUAACUGAUGUCCAAUGGCACCCUGUAGAAGAUCAUAUUUUAGCAACAGCAGCUGGAAAUGGUGCAAUUGUAACAUGGAAUCUCAAUAAAAUUACUAAACAAAAACAAGAACUUGUUUUUAAUGAACACAAAAGAACAGUAAACCGCAUCAAGUUCAAUCCAAUGGAGUCCUCUCUUCUCCUGAGUGCAGGUCAAGAUGGAACGAUGAGGUGUUUUGACAUCAGAAAACAAGCAAGCAUCUUUACUUGUCACUAGUUUAACACUUGUCUUAUUUAACUUCUUUAGUUUAGUCCAUUUGAUGGGAAAUUGUUCACUGCUGCAUGUGAAACAGGAUAUGUACAGUUAUGGGAUAUGCGAAGGCCUGACGUUUAUUACCAUCAAUUCAUGGCCCAUAAUGGUCCUAUAUUYACAUUAGACUGGCAUCCUGAAGAACGUAACUGGAUUGCUACUGGKGGAAGAGACAAGUUUAUCAAGGUUUGGGAUGUKCAAACYAAGCAUACACCAGUCAUGAAUAACAAUGGAAUACAGACCAUAACAUCAGUAGCUCGUGUCAAGUGGAGGCCGCAAAGAAAAUAUCAAUUAGCAAGUUGUGCCCUGCUUGUUGAUUUUGACAUUCAUGUUUGGGAUAUUCGUCGUCCAUAUAUACCAUAUGCAACAUUCAGUGAACACAAAGAUACUCCUACAGGUAUAAUGUGGCGGCAAACAAGUCGUGGUCGUGAUCCCAAUGUGUUCCUUUCAUGUUCAAAAGACAGUACUAUAUAUCAACACAUGUUUAGUGACGCGCAUCACCCAGCUGACCACGCCCCACCYGUUGCUAUAGCAAUGAAUAUCAAUGGUGAUUUGAGCUAUGCAAAGUGCGACCAGUUAACAACAAUUGCACCCCCAAGCAACGUCUCAAAAGUGCGAAGUGCUCUUCAUCUGCCASCRUCAAGCAACAGUSUAGCGUUUCAAAAGAGAUUCCAUGAUAUCUCGGACAACUUCACUGCUCGUUCAAGCAGUAGUCUUUUUGUGUUUUCAAAUAACACGCUGUURAAAGACGAUUCCUUCAAAAUUCUAGCGAAAAGCUACAAACUGAGUGGACGGUCCUUCUCUGAAUUGUGCGAACAUAAUAGCAAAGUAGCCAGCGGCCUUUCGUUACACAAACAUGCGCAGACAUGGUCAGUAUUGAAAACUCUCUACAGUGAAAACAUGGAGUCGCUUGUACCCAGUUCUAAGACUACACCUGUUGGAGCAAGUAGUGGCGGUGGACUCGGAACAAAUUUAGGAAAUACUGAGGCCCAGUCAGGAACUACAAAUACAGCCAUUUUGGCGUCAACGGUACAGUCAUCCAAUGUUAGCUCUAAAACUGUAUCCGAUACAAUUACCACACAAUCGAGACAAGAUGUUUCUGCGUUUCAAGAUGAUGAAGAUUCUUCUUCGUCGAGCAGCUUGGAUGAAGUACCAAAACUAAUGAAUAUUGCAAGCGGAGGAAAUCAAGAUUUUCUCUUYGGUGACGAUCCAGAUGAAGGGCAGUUCUUCUUUGAUGAUCAGACAACUCUAGACGACACAGGUCAAGACUGGACUCUACCGAGUGAAGCCUUUCAGCCUCGUCAAAUUUUCAUGGACAGACCUGCUUCACCUCGAAUGGAACAAGAACAAGAGCGCCCUGAAUCGCCUGUCAGCAAUGUGGAAUCUGAUGCCGCAAGUGCUUCCGUUCAGCGGUCUCUCAUAGAGCCCAAUGUUGCAGAGAGUCCAGUCUCCGAAGACUCGUCCCAGGCCCUGUUUCUUCCAAAAUGGGACUUUGCACCAAUAGUGAUGGACGUUCUKAAUUAUUUCGCUGAAGAGGGAGAUGUCCAAAUGUGUGCUUCCCUAUUAAUUGUUCUUGGAGAUAGAAUAAGAUUCGAGGUUAAUGAGGAGACUCAGGAACACUGGCUUAUGUCUUAUAUCGAUCUCUUAGGACGUCAGGAAAUGUACUCAGUGGCUAAUGAAAUUGUUAAAUUGUCCAGUUUACCGGUCGUUAACACGCAGAACCAGUCGUCAACCACAGUCUACACSUCGUGUAAAAGAUGCAACAAGCCKUUGGUUAAAUCAGGAUGGUUCUGUAAACGAUGCCAGAGUUUAGUGGAGCCCUGCUCCUUAUGCCAUUUGACGGUAAAGGGUUCGUACGUGUGGUGUCAGGGCUGUGGACACGGUGGACAUCUCACCCACAUUCAAGAAUGGUUCUCCACCAACAUAUGGUGUCCCGCUGGAUGCGGCCAUAUCUGUGAAUUCACGUGACAGAAGUAGCCAAAGAGAAUCAACGAAGUCGUCCUUUACAGAUGGAGAAUAUCUGGUGUCAGCGCUGUAGGCUCUUUGGGCAUCUCAUGCACAUCAAAGAAUAGUACUGCGCUAAAUAUCUGGUGUUGUUCUGGAUCGGCCAUUUUUGUGAAUUCCUGUGACAGGCUUGUCGAAGACCGACAUAGCCAAAGCCGAGAAUCAAAGAAAUUGUCCUUAACAGAUGAAGAAUGUGUGGUGUCAGCGCUGUAGACUCUGUUGGCAUCGCUCGCACAUCAAAGGAUGGUACUGCGCCAAAUAAUUGAUGUCCUUCUGGAUAUCUGUCAAUUUCCCAUGACAGGCUUUUCAGAGGCAGCAAAGCCAAAGACAUAGCCGAAUCGGCCUUCAUAGAUAAAGGAGGCGGUCUUCGUAAAUGCCCUUUAUGUCAAUCCCUAACUAAUACAUUUACACGAGGACGUUGAAGUUUGCGAUCAUCUCGGUACUUGWUAGUUCUUUCUUUUAAUAAGAAGGAUCGUCCCAGAGUUCGUAUGUAAAUGGUUGACCAAAAUGAUCCCAACAUAAGUUUAACUUGAACGGUUCCAAAGGGAACUGGCUAUGUACACGUAGUGUCUGGCUCACUACACCCAGUUCGCGGCUCUCCAACCAACAUUUGUAGGAUAGCGUGAUUGACAAACAAUUGCCUCCCUUCACUAUGACGUCACAGCAUGGGGGACAGAAUCGCUCAUAACUAUAACUGUCAGUACACGAUAUUCUCUUCUAGUUAUGAACUUCUAGUUUUCAAAUAUAUAAAGUACCAAUGUUUGUCUGGUACUAUUUAUAGCAAUGUCAUUUAUUCUCGUCUGCUCACUAAAUGCCUUUGAACUAAGUUUUUCUUUCUUGUCACCAUUGGCUUUAAAGAAUUAAACUUUUAUUAUGUGAUAUCAUAGUGGAAAGGGGCAAUUGCAUUUAAUAUAUUAAUAAGACACGUGGGAACAGCAUUCUGGUAAUGCUUUAGCUGUCUAUAUGACACUAUCGUGCAAAUGUUCUUUUCAAACUAGUUAAUAUAUAUAGACUUCUCGCUGCGCAUUUCCGGUGCUCGGAGACGAGUAGUUCAAAGUAGAACGGCUAUUAAGCUCUUUUAUUUUCAAUUUACAAAGCCAUCCUCGGAAAUCCAUAGGAUAACUAGGGCAAAAAUAAAACGAAUGAAAUUGCAAGGAUAUAUAUAUAAAUUGUGAAAAUCAAUUGUGUGAAAAAAAGAAUAGGCAAGUGGCAAGCAAAAAGAAAGACUAUUUCCAGAUAAUAACAGAGAUAUUAAAAAGACUUUUAUGUAAAUAGUAUUAAAAAUUGAAUUAAAAUAAUAACAGAUCAAUAGUU